Elaeis guineensis (African oil palm) is the source of this 1586-nucleotide messenger RNA. RefSeq names its product UMP-CMP kinase 3. Lineage: Eukaryota; Viridiplantae; Streptophyta; Magnoliopsida; Arecales; Arecaceae. Gene Ontology annotation, biological process: pyrimidine nucleotide biosynthetic process; 'de novo' pyrimidine nucleobase biosynthetic process. The record is from RefSeq and is a predicted model, not a curated record. Gene Ontology annotation, molecular function: ATP binding.
AUACGCGCGACGGUUGGCCGACCGACUUGCCUACGUACGAAUGGCGAGCCGAAGACCCGCGAGCUCUUUCAUUCGUUCCACACCCCCCUCUCCGGCUAUAUAAACGCGGUUCCCCACUCCAAGAGAACAGAUUCCUUGCCACGCCAUCGCCUCUCUUCUUCCUUAGAUCUCGUUUCCUCCCUUCCUCACGUCGCUUUCCUCGCUUGGCCUCUCGUUUCAGAUUUUAAUUUCUUAAAAAAUUUCAUCAAUGGGAACUGUGGUGGAUGCUUCUGCAACAACAAAUACAAGCAAGGAUGUUAGUCAGAACCUCUUGGGUGACAAGAAAGUCACAGUUGUGUUUGUUUUAGGCGGUCCUGGCAGUGGCAAGGGUACACAGUGUGCCAACAUCGUUGAGCAUUUCGGGUUCACUCAUCUUAGUGCUGGUGAUCUUUUGCGUGCAGAAAUUAAAUCUGGUUCUGAAAAUGGCACCAUGAUUCAGAACAUGAUAAAGGAGGGAAAGAUUGUCCCUUCUGAGGUAACCAUUAAGCUUUUACAAAGGGCCAUGCUUGAAAGUGAAAACAACAAAUUUCUGAUUGAUGGCUUCCCGCGGAAUGAAGAGAACCGUGCUGCAUUUGAGGAAGUUACAAAGAUAGUUCCCGAGUUUGUAUUGUUUUUUGAUUGUUCAGAGGAAGAAAUGGAGAAGCGUCUUUUGAAUCGUAACCAGGGGAGAGAAGAUGAUAAUAUUGAUACCAUAAGGAAACGUUUUAAAGUUUUUGGGGAAUCCAGCUUACCUGUAGUUGAGCAUUACAAUUCAAAGGGCAAGGUUAAGAAGAUUGAUGCUGGAAAGCCUAUUAAUGAGGUCUUUGAGGAUGUUAAAGGCAUUUUCUCCUUGUUGCAUGAAAAGGCAACCUAGAGCUGCAGGGAGGAUAAUAACAUCAUCAACAUAAUAAAAGCUAUUUUGCAGGUACCUCUGUAGAGUGCUGCCUAAAUACAGUUUUAGCACGGAUGAGUUCAUAUAGAAGAAAUUCAUUGCUCAUCUGAAUUGUGUCUUUGCAUCAUCAUACAAGCUUUAUUUUUUGGGGAGUGCUCAAUAAUGUCUCAAAGGUUGUUUACAGUAGUCCCUAGAAGAGAUACUUUAUUAAAUUUUUGCUAAGAUCUAUGAGACUUAUAGUUGGGGAUUUCUUUGAUGUUGUACCAGAUAUAUUUUUCUUCAUCAUCCUCCUUCCAUUGAAUUAAUAUAAACCCUUUUCCUUAUUUUAUUAUAUCUUAGUUACAUCUUUUCAUCUUAUUUGUAUGACUGUAUCUUUGAUAUUUGCACUGCUAUAAUUUAUGUUGAAGUUGCAUUCAGCUACUUGCUUUGGCUUGCGCAAGUUUGAGGCCUAGCAUGUGGAUUUGACAUUCCUCUUCAGAUUUUAGGGAGCCUAGGUGGCGUAUUCAUGCUAACCUGAUCCCCUGUAAUACUAACUACUUUCACAUGCAUGUGGGAUGUAAUUUGAGGAUGCUCGGUGAACCUUGUUCAUUUCUUAUGUAUUUGCAAUUUGGUUGUAUGGUGUACCUGGAAAGCACUUCAUAAUAUUCAGUGAACAGAGGCAUCAAAUUUUUGAGAA